AUGGAAACCCGUCAUCGAGCUGCACAGCCAGAACAACCCCCCAAGCAAGCUGCAUACUCUCAAGCAGCAAACCCAGUCUCCCAUACUCCCCAGGAACAGCGAGAAUCUGCGCCUACAGAAAGACAUUAUGGUGAUGCACUCGGCUCUAUUACUCGACGAACCGCUAAUUCCCAGCCAUCAAACGAUGCCGCUCGCGCUCGCCUCGAUGAGGAACAUAAGCAGGCAAAGCGAGAAAUGCAAGACUCCCCAGAUGUCGAUUUAGAGUACGGAGUUGAGCAACAACCCGCAGAAGGCUACAUCGCGGACUCUGUCGAGCGCAAGGGAAUGGGUUUGCGCCGCGCCCAAGCUGGUGCGCAUGCUGGUCCCGUUGGCAGUGCUGCCGGCCCCGGACACCCUGGAUUUGGAGAGCAGGAGGAUCUUGCGAGGAACCUGGACCAGAAGCGGGUGGAACAUGACCGCAUAUUGGGUGAUCGGAUCGGGCGCAGCCCUGCAGGGCCUGAAUACGAUGUUGCUGACCGGCAGGCGGUCCGCCAGCGGCAUCUAGCACGAAAAAACGAGAUAGAUGUGGAGGAGGCAGUUAAAGAUACAUCAGGAUCAUCUGUAGCGCAUUGA
Molecule: messenger RNA, 612 nt
Organism: Penicillium macrosclerotiorum
Lineage: Eukaryota; Fungi; Ascomycota; Eurotiomycetes; Eurotiales; Aspergillaceae
Exons: 1
Coding region: 1-612 (203 amino acids)
Source: RefSeq, a predicted model, not a curated record